UGCGGGGCGGAGGAUGCGCGGGUCUUCUUGUAGCCCAGGGGCAGGUGGCAGCUGCGCUGCGUUAGUUCUUCCUGGGGACGUUCCUCUGGGCUGUAUUUCUUAGCUGGCGUCCCUUCUGAGCAGCCGGGCUUUUGCCGGGCGUUGGAACUUGCGCAGGGGCAGAGUGCGGGACCUGUCCUGAGGUCCCUGCACACUCAGGAGAAGGAGUGGGUCGCAAUUCGGUUAGUUUGUGGACGCCUUCCAGUUACAGAGACUGGAAUUCAAAAAUUGAGUUAAUUCAGAAGUCUUUAUUGAGCGAUCAGUAGUACAGGGAAUGAAGGAUGGCAGCACGCCGUGCGUUAAAAGCUGUUUUGGUAGAUCUCAAUGGCACACUUCACAUUGAAGAUGCAGCUGUGCCAGGCGCACAGGAAGCUCUUAAAAGAUUACGUGCCACUUCUGUAGUGGUUAAGUUUGUGACCAAUACAACCAAAGAGAGCAAGCAAGACCUAAUGGAAAGAUUGAAAAAAUUGGAGUUUGAUAUCUCUGAAGAUGAAAUAUUCACUUCUCUGACUGCAGCCAGAAAUUUGGUAGAGCAGAAACAAGUCCGACCUAUGCUGCUGGUUGAUGAUCGGGCCCUACCUGAUUUUAAAGGAAUACAAACAAGUGAUCCUAAUGCUGUGGUCAUAGGACUGGCACCAGAACAUUUUCAUUAUCAAAUUCUGAAUCAAGCAUUCCGGUUACUCCUGGACGGGGCGCCUCUGAUAGCAAUCCACAAAGCCAGGUAUUACAAGAGGAAGGAUGGCUUAGCCCUGGGGCCUGGACCAUUUGUGACUGCUUUGGAGUUUGCCACAGACACCAAAGCCACAGUAGUAGGGAAACCAGCGCAAACGUUCUUUUUGGAGGCAUUGCGGGGCACUGGCUGUGAACCCGAGGAGGCCGUCAUGAUAGGAGAUGAUUGCAGGGAUGAUGUUGGUGGGGCGCAGAACGUCGGCAUGCGGGGCAUCUUGGUGAAGACUGGGAAAUACCGAACAGCAGAUGAAGAAAAAAUUAAUCCAGCUCCUUACUUGACUUGUGAGAGCUUCCCUCAUGCUGUGGACCACAUUCUGCAGCAUCUGCUGUGAACCAUCAUGCGAAUCAGAAGCAACUUGAAACGCAGCUUUUCAUCAUCUGGAAUGAGUCCUUGUGCUGUGAGAGCCACCACAGACGGACAGACCCCUCAGCGCUGGUCGCGAUUGCGCCGUAACUAGAAGGAGGGGCACUGAGCUGCAGCCCACACUAAGCCUUGCUGGUGCCUUUUGUUUUACUUUGUAGAAGAAGAUGAGAGCCAAAGAAAGGGAGAGCUGAGAUUCUGUGCCAUUCCUUCUGAAAUAUUCAUCAGGUUCGCAGGGCUGGAGGGAGAGUCUGCUGCAGGGAGCCUUACCGUCUGCUGUCUGCUCCCUGGUAAACUGGGGGUGGGGGUGGGGUUCAGGCUGUGAAUAAAACGCAUUAAAGGGUGCAUUAGGUUGUAGUUUUAAUAUUGAGUUCAACUGUGAGAUCCAUCAGAAGUGCCAAGUGGGGUGCAGGACAGAAGCAGCAAAAUGAAUUGUCCUUUAGCCCAAGCCAUCAAGUGAAUUUGCUUUAACAGAUGUUGAAAACUAGAUUAGCUACUGUGUUAUUCCCAGCACGGGUGACUUCUUUUUCUCUUCAUUAGCCAGAGAUGACUAAUUUAAAUUUAGAACCUGAUUUUAAUUUAAAAUAAUAUUUCCAUUAAUAACCUAUUCAUUGCAGAUACCUAUUACACUGUGUAACAGUUGUUUUGGAAAUUUUAUGUAAAAUUAAAACUAUCAGUAUUUUACAGAUGUUUUAAUUAGACAUUGUUAUUAACAGGAACAGUGCAGAAACUAAAAUCAAGCUUUUAAUGUCUUAUAGACCAUGCAUUUUUGAGGUUAGUGUCCACCAGGGUCCAAUUAACUGUACAUUUGCAAGAUUUCAUUAUUUUUGCCUCUGACACUGUGGGGGAAAUCUUUCAGAAGCUAUUGGGACAGAUUCAGGCUUUUAUGUACUUGGUUACUACAGCUGUAAAAUGAAAUCUCGUCCUGUAGCAUGGAUCAUUCUUCUCGUGUCAAGCCCACCAGAAUGAGGGGGACUACGUAGGUACUGAUUUUCCCAGUCAUUUGCAUACCGUGAUGAUCCUGGGCCUUUGCAAUUGUCUUACAGGGCUCGCGGGCAUUGAAUUGUUAGCACGUGACUGUGCAUCGCUGUAGUGUUCACCUUACGAAGCGCACGGUGUUAAUGAGCUUCGGGUUUUGAUGCUUGUUUAGAGAUCAGCUUGGUCUUGGAUGGGAGGGAGCAAAGCGAAAUAAAUGGCAGCUCCCUCUUUUUGGUCGUUUGGCGAACACUGUUCUUGUCUUUGCCCCAACUUAGUAUUUAUACCUCCUGGAGUGGGAAGGACAGCUGUGGUGGGAUCACUACCCCGAGGGAAGAUGAGUGCGGGGGCAGAGGGCACAGGUCCGGAGCCUCGCCGGCACCUGGCUUCCGUGACCGUGGGCCUCCCGUGCCUCCCUCCCCUGACCUGUGCCAUGGAGAUGACGCCGGUGCCCACCCCGCAGGCCUGCUGCGGGGGCCAGAUGCAUAACCUGUAUGUUAAGUGCUUGGAGUAGAAUCAGGCGGAUGCUAAGUGUUGCAUGUUUGCAGUGAUGACCGUGCAGAGGUAGCAGGAGUGUCGCAUUUAACUGCCUGAAAAAGGCUGGUGGGACUCAUCUCAGUUCAGUAGGGAAAGACUUCCUGAGAAUUUAAAACAGCCAUGUCCUGCUACAUCUUACACUCCCUCAGGCCAGCCCCGGCAGAGAGCAGCCCCGGCUGCAGACAGAGGGGCUGGCCGCCCUCAGCUCAGUGAUUCCUCGCGAGCUGCUGUGUGCAAGUGCCAUGCUGCGAAAGAAGCAUCUGAGAAAGGGAUUUUUGCCUUGAGUGGCCUUACUAGUUGAGCUGGGGAGAAGACCCAAGGCGGCGUGCAGACGCCGUGUCCCCGCUUCUGUGAUGCCACCCUGACCGCAGGAUGGGGUGAAGUGCUCCCUCCUCCCACGUAGCUCUUGCUGGAUGGCACUUAGGUCUUCACACCUCUCUUGUCCCCACAGCACGGGCACUCAGGUGGUCACCGAGCCCGUAAAAACCAGCUGUGCAUGUUACAGGAGUUUAAUGCUGUGGGGAGGGAGGGCAACAGUUUCAUGCUCGACCUACUGCCCGUAGGGGAGGCCUUAGACACUUAAGUAACGGCCAGGGUGCCCUGGAGACAGGUUAGAGCUAGAGCCCCGCAGGAGACGUCGCAGGUGGGUGAGUGGCGGGAGCGGGCGAGCUUGCCCAGCCAGGAGAAACAGCUCCUCCGCUCUUCUCCACUCUAGCCUGGCCCUGUAGGCCAUUAAAAUGCUUUUAAUUGGGUGUUUUAUUUAUUUAACAAACAGUAUAUAGAUCUUACUAACUGACCCGUCCACAGUGAAGUUUGUAAGGAUAAAUAAAAAUCUUGGUUUAGAUCGAGGUUACUGAAAACCUUCCCAGCCCGGCUGGCCGGUCUGCCUUGGGCCUCAUGAGGGAGAUUUAACAGCUGAAGAACGUCAAGGACUUCACUUUCUAGCCAUUUCUUUUCGAGGGCUGUCUGGUGGUAUUGACCCAAGCAAGGAUAGUGUUUGCUUCAGCUUUUCUGUAAUCCUGUCCUGACCCCAGAAAAGGGACCAAGUGACAUCUUAGGACUAGAAAGGGCCGUAGAGAGGCACCCACUGUCAGGAGAUGGUGGUUGAGCAUCCGCUGUGAGGCAGGUGCGCACUGGUGCGGAGGGGGGCGGAGGCGGGCGGAGGUGGGCGGAGGGCCAGUCCAGUGGAGGAGGCAUGGUUGUUCCAGCCUCUUCACUCACCUCCAGAAUCAGCUGGUUUUGCGGUGGCUCUGCCUCUGCCAUUCUGCACCUGUCAGAGCUGAUGUAAUGCCUGGGAGGGAAAAGGGGGCUAGCCCAUGUCUAAGUGACGGCUCCAUCACACACCUGUAGCUGCAGAUGUCAGCAGUUCCCUUGGAAUGAUGGUGUUGUCACCUCACUCCUAGUCUCACGUUUAAAAAUCACUGAAGCAAGUUGGACAGGAAAGUCAGAACUCACCCGCGCUGGUCGUGUUCAGCUGGAUCAACGGCGUUCACGGAGGAUGAAGCCACAGCCCUUGGGCACCGACAGUAAAGAAUUUUGACAACUGCACUCCUCUGUGUCGUGAACACACCGACCUCUCGCAGCUGAGUCCCUUAUUCCUGGCACCAGUUGUUUGCACGGAGCCGGGUUUGCAUGAUGGGGUUUUUCCGACAUAAGUCACAAAAGCCUUCCUCGGCCUGAGUGCACAGGGCCUUUGCUGACUUCGUGUUCCGCCCGCCAUCAAGGCCUGCACCGCAAGCGUGCUGCUCUCCCUAGGAGGCGACCAGAGCAGGGUGCCAGAGCCCCAGACAUCAUUUAUCCUAGUCCAAACUGCUCAUCUGUUCAAAUCAAACACACUUUGAGGCCUUUUUCCAGUGCUCACCCUAAUGUCACACACAUCUCAGCGCCUGCUUGUUUCCCUGGCUCCUGUGCCUCAGAAAAUCAGACCGUUAAAUGCCCCCGAGGGUAAAGCACUAAGGGAGACGGAACAGACUGUAUCCCCAACUCCUAAGGUGUGUUCUGGUUGGAAAACUGAAAAAUAAAAAUACAUCUUAAAGUCCAAAGGGCUCUGACAGGUUCAAGAUGACUGUGUAAGGAAACCCUCUCAGAGCAGAGGGCCGGCGUGCAGCGAGCGAGAUGCUGCGGAGCGCGGACAGCGCUGGUGGCCUUUGUCUGUGUCACUGUAAGGAGUGCUUCCGUCACUCCAUAGCAGGGAGAGAAGUCCCACAGCCACGGCGCUAACCCUCGGGCAGGGUCAACAGACAACACCCACAACCACGCAACAAAGAGACGCUGAUGAGUGACGAAGACGGAGAAAGCCAGCAAGAGUGAGGGUGCCACCACCUUAGGUUCCCACAGGCGUCUGAAUGCGACCUCUGCUUCAGACGAAAAUACCACAUGUGGGGUUAAAGUUCCACCAACAGCUGAUCGGUCAAUCUCCUGUAUCCCUUAAACUCACAUAACUUUUAAUCUGCUUAAAGAAAAAAAUAACCAGAGACUAAACAGUAGAUCAGUCACUCGUGUUUGCUCAUCUCUCUCAAAGCCCCACUGAAAUGAGAAGGAACAGAGAUGGUAUAAACCCACAAGGACAACCCAGAGGAGAAUGGUAGAGGAGACACCCGUGGUCGAGAAGUUGCAGUAAGCUGGGAGGCGGAGGUGGAUGGAGUGGAAGGCGGGACUAUGGAAGUUAAGGCCUUAGAGACGGCAGGCAAGGUGGUGGGCCGCAGUGAGACACAGGGUGAAGAUGGAAUUCGGCAAAUCUCUGCUUACUCUGCGGCAGUCCUGGUCCCCUUCCCCUUAACACCGCCAGGACCAGAGAGUGCGGGAAUGGAACUGAAAGUUUAUCUGACAUGUUCGGCCAUUUGGAAGACAAUACUGGUGGGUAUGUGACAGAUCUGAGGAUGUUGCCAAAUAAAAAUAAGAAUAAAUUCUUAGAAAAUUAAGCAAA
Molecule: messenger RNA, 5567 nt
Organism: Vicugna pacos (alpaca)
Lineage: Eukaryota; Metazoa; Chordata; Mammalia; Artiodactyla; Camelidae
Source: RefSeq, a predicted model, not a curated record